AUUAUUAAAUCACUAAAUAAUUAUAUCUAGAUUUUGACAUAAAUCAAGACAUUUAGAGGAAGUAAAUAUAAACGUUUCCACAUUUAUAAGUUAUUUCAGUCGUUAUUUUUUUAUGAAUUAAUGACACAUAUGAAUAAUUAUUUCAUAAUUUAUCUAUUGUAGUUUGGCACUCUUCAGUCUCCAUAGAUGGUCAGGCAUCAUUUUUCCAUCCAGACUUUGACUAGGCCCCUCCAGGCUGAGCUGUGGGUCAUUCCUGACCAGCUAACAUGUUGCUAACGUCUCUGUUUCUGUUUCCCUUCGUCUCGACCUGAUGCUUCCGGACGCCCAGCGGCUCUGAAGCAGGCGGGCAGCGAGGGGGAACUCUGCCCCGCGGACGGUCUGGGCUCUGCAGACAGCAGCAGCACUCUGGCUUCAUCCGUUAUAGAGGUGGAGACGGAGCGGAGAGAGCUGGAGGAGGAGGAGGAGGGGGAGGAGCUUGCUGGCCUCAGAGCUCCGCCCACCUUGUCGAUCACCGAGGAGAUCCUGCAGUUCAUCAGCCAGAGCCGGGUCAUGGAGGGACUCUCCACCACGAACCAGAACCAGAACCAGGAUCCUCCCGGUGAGGUCCGGUGUCCCGCUGACCCGACCGGUCCGCUGCCUGCGGUCGCCUCCAGCCCAGAGCAGAGACUCCUGGCUGAGCCAGACCAGGAAGGAGAAGACCUGAGCAAGAGCAUCACCGACCCGGAUCCAGCUGACGAAGGUCCAGAUGGUUCUGGUGAGGUGGCUGGGGUCAAAGGCCAGCAAGCAGCUGAGACGGGACCAGGAAGUCAUGAUGAAGAGGAACAAACCCCAGAGAAGCCUUCAUCAUCAGAUCUGCAGCCCUGCAUAUCUGAAAACACCGACAGCCUCACUGAGCCGGAACCACAGAGCCCAGGUCCAGUUCCCCAACCCGGCCAGCCUGGUACCAUCCAGAGGUACCAGGCUCCCAAAAAAGGCUCCACCCUCACCAACAAGGACAAGAAGAUCAUCGAGAAGAUCAGGAGCUACUACGAGGCCGCCGAGGCCGAGGAGGAUGAAGCUGAGGACGAAGAGGAGCAGAGAGAGGGAGCAAGAAGAAGAAGCAGCUUCUCCCAGAUCCCCUCCGGCUUGGUGAAGGAGUCCGUGUCGCGCUUUACCGCGAGCGGCCACCAGGUGGAGCCCACGCUCGACGACGUGGAGGAACCGCUGAGGUGUCCUGAGGGGGAACCGGAGAGUCCAGACCAACCGUCCCCACCCAGGCAGAACCCGGACUCAGAACCCAGAACGUUUCCUGAACCGGAGAUCCAGGAGGAGGAAUGCAGAGGUUCUCCAGAGGAACCGGAGGACGGAGAGAACGUUGCUGUGAAGACAACAGAAGAAGAAGAAGGCUUGGCUCUUCCUGAGCAAAACGACGGAGAAAGAACCAUCGAGCCCCAACCGGGCCAGGCAGAACCCUCCAUACACAGGCCGGAACAGGAACCGGGCCAAACAGCCAAGCAGGGCAGAACCCAGUCCACGUGGGCCAGAACCAGAACCAGGGACCCACCAAACCUGGAGCGGGUCCCCAGUCAGAGCAAAGUGGGUCGGUGGUCCCGCCACUCCAAGAUCGUCAGCGCCAACCGGGCCCUGUUUGAGGGGAUGGGGUCCGACGUCACCGGCAUCGGCCUGUUUGAGACGAACCCGGUGGUGGACCCGGUCCUGAUGGAGAAUUCUGAGCGUAUUCUCAGCAAGGUCCAAACCCUGGCCCGCAUGUACAGCGCCAAAGCCAGCACCAUGAAGGGCCCGCUGCUCCACAAGCGGGUCAGCACCAUCAGAACCCAAGCAUGGGUCUCAGCAAGGCUGUCAGGACUUUCUGCUCAGAACCGGGACAGAAGUCCAUCACAGCAAGAAAAGGAGUCCGAAGCCCAGACCGGUUCUGAGACCAAAACACAGACCCACGUCUGCAGCGGACCCAUCCAGAACCAGACCCAGAUCCAGGAGGGAAGGCCAGAACCGCAGACAGACGACCCGCAGCAGGAAGAGCCGUGGCCCAGUGUGACCCGGACCAGGGACCAGCAGGACAGUCUGUCCAGACCCAGGGAGUCCACCUGCUCCAGAACACCAGGACAAGGUCCGUGUGAUCAGAACCAGGCCGUGUCCUCCAGAACCGGGCCGCAGCCCCAGGGGUCCAGCCGGGACUCUGCUGCAGAGGAAGAGGAGGAAGAUGAAGCUGCUGCUGUUUCUCCGGAGCCUGAAGAGCCGCAGGAAGCAGGCGGCCGGCCGGACCAGGACGAAGGGCGCCGUGUGGACGCAGCGGGUGGACAGCAGACAUCUGGGGACGUCUCCGCUCCGCCGGCGGUCGCCGAGGGAAACGGACCCGACAGAGACGCAGCAGCUGGACGCCACGAGGAAGACCAGGGGGGUCGUUCUGGGUCGAUCCCAACUCCAACAGAGUCCAGAACCACAGGGGAACCGGGCCUGACCGAAGAACCGUCCCCAAGACCAGCUGGGUCCACUGGGCGGCCGGACACGGUCGACCCGAUGGACCAUACGACCGCCGCUCAGAAAGACGAAGCUCCGCCCAGUCCGUGUUGGUCCGACUCGCUGCUGGCCGGGGCCCGCCGGGCCUCAGCGGUACCGUGGACCAGCAGCAGCUCACCGGAGACGGAGCGAAGGAAGCCAGACGAGCCGCUGUCUGGACCGUCCCUCAGGACAACAAGCCCCGUCCCCUCAGUCUUCAACGCCGGCCUCGUCCAUCGCUCCCCGUCUCCUCUAAGAUCUGCCCCUCCCUGCUCCUCGCCCUUCAGGCACAUCCCAGUGUCCUCCCCUACUCCAGCAUCUCCUGCAGCCUUCACUUCAGCGCUGUCCUGUUUGUCCCCCACUCCCUCUACUGUCUCCUCUGUCAGAAGCCCAACUCCAUCUCUAACUCUGUGUGGAAACUCUUCACCAUCAAGAGGAACACCUUCCUCCCCAACGCCUCCCCUCCAUUCCCCUACUUGUCCCUCCUCGGCUUUUAGCAGAUCUCUAGCUGCCUCGCACAUCAGCCAGUCCAUCAGUCAGAGUAUGUCUAAGAAAGGAACGGCCCGACAACAAGCACCGACCAUAAAGCUGAUGAAUCCGAGUCCCUCCUCCACUCCGGAUCUGCGACGGCGCACACCUUCACCGAACCCUCCUACAGCUCAGCUAGGCCCCAGCGUGCCGGCUUAUACCCAGCUGGGGUGCACUAAGGAGGGGUACCAACAUCCCAGAUGUCCCCCGUCGUCGGUCCGGUCCUCCUGUCUGUCUCCGCCUUCUGUUUCUCAGUGCCCUCCCUCUCCGUCGGCAGGCCUUCGUCAGCCCCGGUGCUCCUCCCCUUCACCACGGCCUUCCUUCCUUCACUCCAAAUGUGCCUCACCACAACUUGGCAAGAAGAACAUCAACAACAAUAACUCUGCUGGGUAUGUAGGUGGCGCUGUCAGUAAUGGAGGUUGCCUAGGGGCUGACGGCCGAACCGAACCCCUCCAGAGUCAGUAUCCUCUGUGGUCCGGAUCUCACAACCGUGUAGCGCGGCCGUUUUCUGCAUCUGAACCCAGCUCACGAGUUCAGUCUCCAACUCCCUCCCCAACUCCAGCAUCAUUUGUUUGCCUCUUCUCCCCACCGCCACAGCAUAACUACUCCUCCCCCAUGGCGAACAAGCCUCCCAACCCCCGGAGUUCACGGGUCGGAGGUUCCCACAAUCACCUGGACCUCCGUUUGGACCUACCAAGGGCUUCCUUUGAUGGUUCCAGUUGUGGUGAUUCCUCUGCAUGUGUGAGCCCCCGGAUACUCUCCCCUCCUCCUAUCGGGGUGCCAGUUUGGACAAAUAAUGUAGCAGCGCCUCAACCCAGGAACCCUCGACAUUCAGCUUCCCCUUCCUUGUUUCCAUCCACUUCAGGAUCUCAGACCUACAGGAUUCCUUCCUCCCCUCUUCCCUCCCAAAUCGCCCGCAGGCCCCUUUCCUCCACACUUUCAGACAGACCUCCAAGUCCAGCCCGGAGCGCACAGCGUCGUUCCUGGGCGGACUUCGGCCAAAGAUCCCUCGGCUUCACUGGAUCCAUCCGAGGAUCCUUUGAACAGCAGGAGUCCUGUCCGAUUAGUCCAAGCAGUGGGUGGUCCUCCCACAGCAGCUCCCUGUCCUGCCUAAGCCCUCGAGCCGGUCUGCAGUGCCCCCUCUCCCCAACCAGGUUAACCUCUGGUAAGGGUGCUAUUAGUGGGCAACAUUUUACCAGCGUCCCUUGGCCAGACGUCCGAGAGUUGUCAAGCAAGUACAACGGAGAAGACAGUCCAGAAACAAGUCCCACUGCGCCCAUGUCUCCAAUACACCUCAUCGCUUCCCCAUGUCCAACGGACGGCCAGGCCGACUGGGGCGAACCACAACUGGAGGAGGGAAGCUGUCGCACUCAGCUGAUCUGUGCUUACGUCAGCCGGCCCUCUCACCAGCAAACUGUUUCCCCCUCCUCAUGCCUGAUCUUCUCCCCCUCUGGGUUGACCUCCCCUCCACCAGAGUCACACCACUUCCAGAGGCAACCUCAGGUCACUGCCUCGCCCCCUCCACCCUCAACACUCUCCCCUUCGCCCAUCAUAUCAUCCCCUUUGCCCAAACAGGGGAGCCAGAAGGCCAGUUAUGCCACCACAGUGAACCUCCAGAUUGCUGGAAGUGGCCGAAUAACCUCGUUCAGCACCGCCCAGGUUAGCCUGACUCAAACCCUGCAGGGCGGAGCUGGUCCUCCAGGGAGCCAGGACCAGAUGGCGAGAAGAGUGAGCAUCAACGGACUCUCGCCUGUUCCUCAGGGGUGCAACAGGCCAUAAAGGGAAGAACGGCGGUCAUGGAUUCGGUUCUGAGAACAAGCAGGCAAACAGGACAGAGAACGACGAGCUUGAGGAAAGAUGCGAACUUAUCCAAACUGUAAGGACAACAUGUUCUUUAGCUGCUGGUCAAGGCCCUCUGGAUCCGGUCUUAAUCUGGACUUCAGAACUGCUAUUUGACCUAAACAUGAGGAACGCCGGUCAUUUGAUUCGGACUUCCAGAUCCCGGCCAUGUCAGUGAGUUUCAGUUGGUUGUGAACUGAAAAGAACAUUUUGGAUCUGAAGAGAUUUACUCACACAUGGAUCACGAAGUCUUUGGACAUUUGGGAUCCAAAGACAAUCCACACAACUCAAAGCUGGACAUGAAGAACUGGGAUGUCCUGGACAGAUUUAAGGUUCCCUGAAAUGAAAGUUUUAAUGUUCUUUAGCUCAUGUUGGAGAGCAGGAGGACCUCUGAAAGGCCGACACCUUGAAGUUUAGCGUUAUUUUAUUCUGUAACAACCUGUAACUUUUUAAAUCUUGUUUAUUCCUGUUUUUAUUUAUGAAGUUAGUCUCCUCCUUUUUGGCACUUAAUCUCCUUAAAGUCCUCUUGGUGUUUUUGCAGAGUUCUUUUUAAACGACGUGUCUGCAGGUUCUCGGAUGACUUCAGACCAAACUUGUUGCUGUCUAUGGUUCCGUGUUGCUCUCAGCGCUGCGGCCCGAUAAAGUCCAGCUCGUUAAGAUGCUCCAUACAUCUUCCAGCUGUGUUAACAAAUACUGUCAUCAUGUCGGUUACAUCAGGUCUAAUGCAUGUAGGGUUUGUUCUGGUCCGGAGGCUCGAUGUCACACCAGACUGCUGGAGACAAACUGGGAUGAUCUUUGUGACGGGACAGAAAUAAAAACUAGUUUCUCCAUCUUUGGGUCCAAGAGGUUUCAGUGAAAUGUGAUGUUUUGGCUGCGAGUCUAACAGAUGCAUGAGAUAAAUCCCACAUGGAUCCACAACACGGCGAACACAAACUGCUGCCGUUGGGCAUAAAGAUCCAAAGUGUGCAGCUGAUAAUCCUGAGAGGCGUUGUGCCUGUAAGAGGACGCUGAACUGUGAAGCUGUGAUAACAUGCAGCAGUUUCAGUUUUACUUGACGUCUGGCAGUCUUUGACCUGCAGCUUGCUGUGCAGCUCAGGGUCCAUUUCUGUCUUACAGAUGCUGGUUUUUAAUAAACUUCACAGACUUAAA
Poecilia reticulata (guppy) is the source of this 6012-nucleotide messenger RNA. Lineage: Eukaryota; Metazoa; Chordata; Actinopteri; Cyprinodontiformes; Poeciliidae. The record is from RefSeq and is a predicted model, not a curated record.